AUGGAUGUUAUGGAGGGCAGUUUGACUUCACACCUGCACACUCUUAUUUCCAGUCCGGGGUGUUUAGGAGAGGGGGAAGUGGGAGGAUAUUUGUCUUACUCCGCUGCACUGCGUCCGGCUUCUUGUCUGGAUCCUGGCCAGAUGGGGAGGGAGCAGUUCCUGGCGAUUUCUUGGAGGGAUUUGGGGGAGGAGGGGAGAUUCUGCGGAACUGAAGUCCGGCAAAAAGGCGCAAACAUGACGACUGAGAUGACCCAGCCACAUCUGGACCCGUCUCUCUCCGUGCACUCCUGUCCAGCUGCCGGGGCUUUGGGUUCAGCUGUGGUCAGCGCACAGCCAGUGAUGGAGAGCGCCCGUGAUAAAGGGAAAAAGGCAAAUUCAGGACUGAGGCGCCCUGAAAAGCCCCCUUACUCGUACAUCGCCCUGAUCGUGAUGGCGAUACAGAGCUCACCUGCUAAGAGGCUGACUCUAAGCGAGAUCUAUCAGUUCCUGCAGGCCCGCUUCCCCUUCUUCAGGGGAGCAUACCAGGGGUGGAAGAAUUCUGUCAGACACAAUUUAUCUCUGAACGAGUGCUUCAUAAAGCUGCCAAAGGGUCUGGGCAGACCUGGCAAAGGGCACUACUGGACCAUCGACCCGCACAGCGAGUUUAUGUUCGAGGAUGGCUCCUUUCGCCGCAGACCCCGAGGUUUCCGCAGGAAAUGCCAGGGUUUGAAGCCGAUGUACAGGAUGAUGAACGGCAUCGGGUUCGGCGCGUCCAUGCUGCCACAGAACUUCGAUUUCCAAUCCCCCCCGGGCUCCUUGUCGUGUCACAACGGCUACAACUUGGACUUGAUGGGUAACGCGGUUCCAGGUGGGUUCGAGGGACUCGGAGGAGGGCAGCAUGGGUCACACGCGUCAUCCAGCCCCGGGUCAUCCUACAUGUCCGCGUGCCAGGCUGCCUCGAACGCAGACUAUUGCGCGGACAGCAGGAGCAGCCCGUCGCAGUCCUCCCCGGUGGUGGCAGGGGCCUUGGACUGUCAGCCCCCGUACGCCAACACGGCCUCCCACUGGACUUCAUCUGGCCUGUCCUCAUACAUCAAACAGCAGUCCGUGGCAUCCAGCAGCAGCUCCUCAGCCGUGCACACGGGAGUACCAUCUUACUCUUUGGAUCAAGGAUACCUGCACCAUAACGCACGAGAUUCCUCUGACAUUUCAGUGGGGUUGUCUCGAUACUCCAGCCACUCUUCUGCUCCUGUGCGUGACAGGAAGGAAUUCCUCUUAAACCUAAACGGAAUCUCCUCUUUCCAUCCCAACACCGGCGGGUCUUACUAUCACCAGCUUCAGCAGCACCAUCAGAGCAUCUAUCAGGACGUAAAGCCGUGCGUGAUCCUUGAGUGUGGUCAGCAGCUCCCUACUCUCUAUGCAUGGCCUGACUUCCCAUUGGACGACCCGUGCGCUUUUGGAGGAGGAGCUACACUGGCAGCCAAAAGGACGAAAGAAUUCAACUGCGCAAAAGUCAUGAUCAAAAGCGAAAAAAAAAACAUGCAGGCUCGCUACUCCGUCUCCAGCCCGAACUCGCUGGGCGUCGUGCCGUACAUCAGCAGCGACCCCAGCUACUACCGGGCCGCGGCCGGGGGGGGUUACACGGGGAUGCCCGCGCCCAUGAACAUGUACUCCCACGCGGCUCACGACCAGUACCCCGCCAGCAUGGCCCGCGCGUACGGACCAUACACCCCGCAGCCGCAGCCCAAGGAUAUGGUCAAACCUCCCUACAGCUACAUCGCGCUCAUCACCAUGGCCAUCCAGAACUCGCCAGACAAAAAGGUCACCCUGAACGGGAUUUACCAAUUCAUCAUGGAGAGGUUUCCCUUUUACCGAGACAACAAGCAGGGCUGGCAGAACAGCAUCAGGCACAACCUGUCCCUGAAUGAGUGUUUUGUCAAGGUGCCCCGUGAUGAUAAAAAACCCGGUAAGGGCAGCUACUGGACCUUGGACCCGGACUCUUACAACAUGUUCGAGAACGGGAGCUUCCUGAGGAGGAGGCGGCGGUUCAAAAAGAAGGACGCGAUAAAGGAGAAGGAAGAGCGGCUGCAGAAGGAGGUGCCCCCGCGGCAGCAGCAGCAGCAGGGCCGGGAGCAGGAGCAGGCGGUGCAGGGCUCCCAGCCCGUCCGGAUCCAGGAUAUUAAGACCGAGAACGGCACGGUCACGCCGCCGCAGGCCGACUCGCCCUCCCUCAGCACCGUCCCCAAAAUCGAGAGCCCGGACAGCAGCAGCAGCAUGUCCAGCGGGAGCCCUCACAGCAGCAUCCCGUCCAGCAGGUCCAUCGGCCUGGACAGCUCCGACCACCACCAGCACCACGGCCAGGCCUCCACGCAGGGCUUCAGCGUGGACAACAUCAUGACCUCCCUCCGGGGAUCCCCGCAGGGAGCCACCGAGCUCGGCCCCGGCCUCACCGCCUCCAGCAGGACAGGUAUAGCACCGUCUUUGUCCUUAAACUACUCCCCGAGUCAGACGUCCGUCUACAGCUCGCCCUGUAACCAAAACUCCAUCUCCACUACCUCCAAUGCCACCUAUCAUUGCAACAUGCAAGCCAUGAGCCUUUACGCCGGGGACAGAUCGAGCCACUUGGCACCGAACACCACCGUGGACGAAACGUUGCCAGAUUACUCGGUCACGACCACCUCAUCCUCCCUGACCCACGCCAAUCUGAACUCCGGCCAGGAGGGCCACCACCCCCACCAGGGGAGGCUGGCCUCGUGGUACCUCAACCAGGCCGGAGACCUGGGCCACCUGGGCGCAACGUACCCGGCACAGCAGCAGAACUUCCACUCAGUCCGAGAGAUGUUCGAAUCCCAAAGAAUUGGCUUGAAUAACUCGCCGGUGAAUGGGAAUAACAGCUGUCAAAUGUCAUUCCCACCGAGCCAGUCCAUCUAUCGCACUUCGGGAGCUUUCGUAUAUGACUGCAGCAAGUUCUGA
This is a messenger RNA of Menidia menidia (Atlantic silverside), 2952 nucleotides long. The record is from the annotation of a GenBank genome assembly. Lineage: Eukaryota; Metazoa; Chordata; Actinopteri; Atheriniformes; Atherinopsidae.